AUGAAUGCAUCUACAACCUCAUCUGCGAGCAGCGCAGCGACAACUACGGGAAGUAGCUCAAAUAACAAUGGUUCAGCGACAAGCUCGCCUCUUCUGUUCUUUGUCGCUCUUGGAUUUGGUGUAGUGUUCACCAACCUAUGGAUCAUUGUUGGAGUGAAAUACUGCUUUCGAUACAACCAACGUAAUCGACAGUUACGCAACGAGGAAACUGGAGAACGCAUCGAUCUAGUAACCAUGCCCCGAGCCCAUCGAAGACGACGUGAGAAAAAGCUCAUGACUAUGGACGAAGUCAACGCGCGAUUCCCCUUAAUGAAGUAUAAGGUCUGGAGAUCGUCGCGUGCCAAUCAAGGUCUUUCGACAGAGGGAGGAAUCACUGCGCCCAAUAGUCGACCACAAAGUUUGAAGGAUACGGAUGGCGUGGUUUUGACAUCAGAUGAUGCUCCCGUAACUACAAUCAAUCCGAUUGAGAUGGAGCAUGAGGCAGGAACCCUCGAUACCCUCCAUAGUACAUCUCAUAAUACACAACCUAUAACAACUACACAUCCAGAAGAAGAGAAGGCAAGCCAAUCUGCGGUUAUCUCUCAUGGAGAGGUAGAUGCAUCUGCGACGGAAGAGAAGUGGGAGCAUGCCUUAGUCGGUGAAAACAUUGACCUUGAAGAUGAUGAUGAGGAAGGCGAUCACAUUCGCAAAGCCGUACCCCCUGAAAUGCUCCCCAACCCCGGAGAUUCUUGUGCGAUCUGUCUGGACACCAUUGAAGAUGAUGAUGAUAUUCGUGGCCUCACCUGCGGGCAUGCUUUCCAUGCAUCCUGCGUCGAUCCCUGGUUGACUAGCCGACGAGCGUGCUGUCCUCUAUGCAAGGCAGACUAUUACGUCCCCAAACCUCGACCGAACGCAACAGAUACUACAUCGUCAGAUCGGCAGGGCCGUCGUGGCGGAACGUCAACUCGCUCCGACGGUUUACCGAGACUGCCACGUCCGACUCAUUCCAGGAAUAAUCCAAAUUCCAUAUUCCGAGUGCCGAUGGCCUUUCCAGGAAGAGUUUUUCAUUCGACAUCUCCGAGUGACCAUCCCGUGGAUUCCCUGGGAUCAGAUGGCCAUUUAGACCAUGCGAAUGAUCAACCUGUACCUCUGGAAGAUCCACCACCACGUCGUCGACCACAUUGGCCACGACUUCUCCCAACUCGUCUACCCGGCUCCUCCCGUAACACCACAUCAAACUCCUCAGACUUGACUAGCCAGCCGGUGACUGAACAGUCUCAAUCUCAGCCACGCACACCUGGUCAACUGGAAGCUGGUCUUUGA
Penicillium malachiteum is the source of this 1302-nucleotide messenger RNA. Its product is annotated as E3 ubiquitin-protein ligase RNF103. Gene Ontology annotation, biological process: ubiquitin-dependent protein catabolic process. The record is from RefSeq and is a predicted model, not a curated record. Gene Ontology annotation, cellular component: cytoplasm. The transcript has 2 exons. The coding region runs from base 1 to 1302 and encodes 433 amino acids. NCBI's taxonomy places the organism in Eukaryota, Fungi, Ascomycota, Eurotiomycetes, Eurotiales, Aspergillaceae. Gene Ontology annotation, molecular function: ubiquitin protein ligase activity.